CACUUCCUGCUUGGCGGGUUAUUUGAACGUUCCGCGCUCUUCUCGGCGAGCGCGGUUUUCUGUCGGCGCGCGAUCUGGUCUAGAUGUCGGCGAGACGGAGCCGGAGCCGCAGCCGCUCCGGGGCCAGGCGCUCUGUGCCCGAAUCCCCGCCCUCUCCUGCUCCCGCACUGCGGAGGUCCCAGCGGAAAUCAGGGUCUGCUCCCGAAGCCCCUCCCCAGCCUUCCACCCCAGCCCCCAGGACGGCCAUCACCCUGAAGAAGAUCGUGCCCCAGGCUGCAGAGGCCACCUCCCCCGGAGCCCAGAAGUCCAUCACAGUGAAGAAGAUCGGGCCCCAGACCCCCGAGGCUUUCCCCCCUGUAGCCAGAAAGCCCAUCACAGUGAAGAAGCCGGUGGCCAGGACCACGGAGGCUGUUUCUCCUGCAGCCCACGAAGCAGUCUCCUUAAAGGAGACUAUGUCCCCGUCCCCAGAGGCGAGCCCCGACUCUCCCACCCCCACAUCCCUGCAGCCAUGGCCAGCUCCCACCUCCCAGGGCCACAAGUCUGCAGCCAAGAAGAACGUGUCGCCGUCUGCAGAGGUAGCAGUUGUGGAGAAGGAGAACCAUCCCCCUGUACAGGAAAGCACCCCCCUCGAUAAAGGCAGCUCUCCUGUCACCACAGGCCCCGCUCCGGAAGUGACCAGCGCAGUGCUAGGCCCUCUGACCCCUGACGCUGACACCAGGCCAGGUCUCCUGGAUGCCAGAGACCUGGAGAUGUCCAGGAAAGUCCGACGUUCCUACAGCCGCCUGGAUGACCUGGGCUUGGGCUCCAGCUCCACCUCGACACCCAGCUACCGGCGCCGUUCCUUCUUUGGCUUCGAAAUGCUGCUCUCGGGAGAGGAGCUGGAGAACAUCUCCCCUGUGGUGGAGAAGGAGCCAAAAAGCCAAGCAGUCGCCCCUGCCACUGAGCCUUCGGGGCCAGACUUCACCCUGCCUGGCAUCACCGUGACCAAGGAAAAGCGCCGGAAGAGGAGGGCACCUGAGAUCUUGGUGAGCGUGCCGGCCCCCCUGGCCAGGAAGCAGUCCCCCAUCUCCCUGGGUGGUCGUCAGGCCUUCUCUGGAGGCAGCUGCUGCUUCUCUGUGGAGCCAGGUCCAGACUUUGUCCAUGUCACAGCUGCUCCUCCUCCUGCCUUCUCUGUCCCUUCUGUCAGCGCUCACAGAGGCUGGCGUCUCCACUCUUCUCACUAUCCCGGAUGCCCUCCUGGAGGGAGCGUCCACUUGGCCGGCGUCCUUAAAGUGUGGACUCAGCACUGACCCCCGGACUUGGGAGGAGUUCGGAUCCGAGCAGAGGACAGUCAGAAUCUCUCCUCCCUCAUUCUGGAUCAUGAACCUCUCUGGGAGCAGCAUUCUGGCUGCCACGUCUCCCCACUGAGCUCAUGGUUCACCCAGCCCCAGAUCUGACCCCAGUUGAGGUUUUACAUUUUUGGAUGACAUUCAUCUCAUGCAGCCAGCCCGCGUGAGCCUUUGCAGAUCCCACUUCUGGCAUCUGUCCUGUUAGCCAUUUCUCCCACUAACCCGUCUUCACAUCUGCUACACCUGUUGGCUCUUGCUGAUAAACAUAUGACUCGGAAGAUGCCAUCCUGAGAUUGUCUUCUAGCAGAUGACCCUUUGAGGAUGAGGUGACUCUUGGUCAUUGAGCCGGACCAGAAUUCACCUAACUGUUGUUGUCCGGUCCCCAUGAAAGACCUUCUCGUGCCCCUCUCUCGGCAUUCUGCGCUUCAGGCCCUGACCUGAUGCAGCAGCCUCGUCAUUCUGGCAAGGGCAGAGAGCUCCAUCCGGCGUGGCUUCUUGGUGAAGCCAUGCCGGCUCUUUGUGGUCACUGCUUCCCUUUCCAAAUGCCCUUGAACCAUCCCUUUAAUAAUACAUCCUAGCAUUUUGUCAGGAAGGAAAGUCAAGCCUGUCUAGAUAUGGUUUGAUGUAGAAAAAUCACUGUGACCAGGCCGGGCCCCUGCGCCAUUCUCUCCCUGCGGCCCCUGCCUCUCCCGAGAGGAAGGAAAUGUGUCCUGUCACCCCCUUGCACCAGCCUCAGAGCCAUCAUGUUCUCCACGUCUUACGGCACUCUGGCCCAUGGGUCUCAGUUUCACAGGGGGCAGGUGGGUGGUCCCGUUUCCAUUCCCAUAACCAUUCUUGUUCUUUUCCAUCCUGAAGGUCAUUCUCUGUGGAGUCCAGUCUUCCCUCCUUUUAUCAUCAGACCACCCACCUAGGCCAUGGUUCAUCCCUUCCCUCUGGGGUUUCUCUCCCCUCCAGCCACCUCAGCUCAUCUUGAGAUAUGGCUCUCUGGGCUCUUCUCUCGGGAUGCUAGAUCUCCGGUCCCUUUCCUGUCCAUGUCUUUGAAACCUCAGCCAGUCAAUGAGUUCUUAGGUAGCUCCCCCAUAUCUUCCUCGUUGGAUUCGUGGGUGACAUCCAUCAUUGACUUUGGAUGACUGCCUUUGGGGAAUUUGGUCCUUUCCUUGGAAGGGUGGCAUCGGGGAACCUGGGUUCAGAUCUUACCCUGCCUCUUGCCUGCCUGGCCUCAGUGUCCUUGUGUGCAAGUGACCUUGGAAGUGUCUUCUGGCUCAGCCUCUUGGAUCCUGAAGGGAGUCUGGCUGUCGCGGCUCACACCCAGUCUUCCCACAUCUCAGACUUGAAGGAGGAGGCACCAGCCACGAAGCAAGCUCUUGGGGGGGGGGGGGGCGGCAUUCCUUCCCCUUCUCUGGUCAGAGCGGUUCUUGCAUCGUUUCUGCUGCCCCUCGCAGACUGACGCGUGGUGCCCUGGCGCUCCUUCGUUUCCUUCUCUUGCCCUUGACCGCCUCCAAACACUCCCACCAGGCUCCCCUACCCCAGCCUCCUGUUUGUGGCUUCUGCUGGGCUGUACUCUCUGCAUGGGGCACCAAUGCCCUUUGCAGUGAGAUUCUCCCUUCUCUUCUCCCAUUGCCAGCAGUUACGUUCCACAGCGUCUCAGCGAUCCCCCUCUUCACCGAGCUGAUCGCUGUGGGUGGUGUCCAGAAGCUGAGGUCUCUGCUUUUCUGGAUCGGGGCCCUCCCUGAAGUGCUGGAGGGCCCGGGCCACCACUCCAGUGUGGUGGGGCCCGUGCGUCCAGCCGGGGCUGGGUCGGGGGGCCUGUGCGUCCAGCCGGGGGCUGGGUAGGGGGGCUCACUUGGGUGCCCCCU
Messenger RNA from Phascolarctos cinereus (koala), 3184 nucleotides. It is a transcript of the gene CDCA5, whose product is annotated as cell division cycle associated 5. Gene Ontology annotation, biological process: mitotic sister chromatid cohesion; positive regulation of exit from mitosis; double-strand break repair. Gene Ontology annotation, cellular component: nucleus. NCBI's taxonomy places the organism in Eukaryota, Metazoa, Chordata, Mammalia, Diprotodontia, Phascolarctidae. The record is from RefSeq and is a predicted model, not a curated record.